Linum trigynum is the source of this 3481-nucleotide messenger RNA. The record is from the annotation of a GenBank genome assembly. Lineage: Eukaryota; Viridiplantae; Streptophyta; Magnoliopsida; Malpighiales; Linaceae.
CCUCGAACCUAGAGCUCCCCUUUAGCUAUAAUUAAUUGGGUUGGUGUCAAUGUUUCCAAUGAUAAGGAAGAGCGGGAGGGACAAUAUCUCUUGGGAUUAGUGUUUUUGUGUUUGUUUAUUUUUGUCUCCCUCUCCGCCAAUGGCUUCUUCGAUCACGCGCAUUCCAUCUUCACUUACCACCCACCAUUUCCCUUCUUCUCUAAGGUAUUUCUUUCUUUCUAUCUUCCCCUGCUUCCUGCUUCUUCUCCUCCUCUGCUACUUCUAUUUCAUCAUCUCCAUUCAUUUGGUCUGACUCAAAAAACAUAAUAGACCCCAAAGGGUUUCUUCUGAAAUCUGAAAUCUCAUCCCUUUCCAACUCUCUCUCUCACACAAGUUCACCGUCUCCAUAACCAAAGAUCAUGGUGAUGACGAUGAUGGUAGUUCCGAUUGUUGAAAUCUAGAGACACACAGUACCAAACAGUUUGUGUUUCUGGGAUGUUGUUUAUUUUCUCCCCCUUUGGCCUCUUGGGGUUGGUCUAAUCUUGAAGGGUUUCUGGUGGGCUCUUCUUCUUUCUUCUUAAUUAAUUCUCAAGUCUUCCAUCCAUGGUGUCCUCUGUUUCCUCUGUUUUUACUCUGUUUCAGUCCCUUCACAAUUAACGAUAUAAGUUGCUAGGUUCCCACAUAAUGAUUUCGGUAUCAUCUCAAUACUUGACUUGCUACUAAGGCUUAGGAGUCUUUUUUCUAUUUAGAAAUCAUGAUUAGCUCAUAAUAGUCAAAACCUAGGGGGGAGGGUAAUUGAUUUGAUUAGAGAACCAUUCACUUAUACAUAAGAGUUUGUCCGAAUUUCGUUCCUUUGUAUUAGUGUUGAUAUGAUUGUACGUGUUAUGAUAACGUCUGAAGUUGAUUCAUUUGGAAACCCUUUUCCUGUUUUCUCAUCAGGAUUUGUCACCAAGAUCAUUAUGACCUGUAAGAAGGAAGUAUUAGUCUGAUUCCCCCUCAAUUUUAGAGACUAAACAAGGAAAAUACAGAGCAGAGCAGCAAGCUAGCUUUCAGAAUUCAGAUGAUGGCUACAUACUAUACAACAAUCAGCAGCAGUCCAACGGGAGACUUGCAGACACCAAGUUCAUCAUCAUGUCAAUUAGAAACCAAUCUUUCCAAUAAUUCCCACCUCAACACCAUCUCCAUUUGUUCAUACUCGGAUAUUCUCUCCGGAGCCACCACCACCUCUCUAUCUCCCAACCACCACCACGCCGAUGAAUUCUCAACCUCACAAUUCGGGCCGACACGCAACAACGAGAUGAUGUUCAUCCCGCCCUUGAGCAGCGAGGUUCCGUCUCCAGAUUUGCAUCCACGCAACGUGGACGCAAAUCUGACUGCCGCGGAGGGGUUCCACAUCCAAGGUGGGCUCUCUCUGAGCCUCGGCACCCAGAUGGGCGGUGUCGAGGCUCCAUCGUUUCAUCACUAUCAGUACUCCGUCUCAGAGCCCGAAGAGGAGCUCAUUCUGCCUGCUUCGUUGGUUAAAUGGAACAACCACAACAACCAUGGAGGAGGAGGGGAUGUGAUAAAGAUGGAAGGUGGUGGUGGUGGUCCGAUGAACAAUCCUCCCGAUCAUUUCUUGCAGGGGAGUGAGAGUAACAAUGCUGUUGAAGUGUAUGAGACGUUCGGGUAUGCGAAUGUUUCGCUGUUCAAUUCGAGGUACCUCAACGCGACGCAUGAGUUGCUGGACGAGGUUGUUAAUGUGAAGUACGCCCUCGCGGCGAGUGGUGAAGGGAACAAAUGCUCGGAUGAGAAAGAGGGCAACGAACGGGUUGCAUCGGUUGAGUCGGAUGGUGGCAACUCAUCCUCGACCGAGUUGUCACCAUCCAAAAAACAGGACUUGCAGAGUAAAAAGAUCAAGCUUGUGUCCAUGAUCGAUGAGGUGGACAGGAGGUACAAGCAGUACUACCACCAAAUGCAAGCUCUGGUCACAUCCCUAGAUAUGGUCGCCGGCAACGGCGUAGCUAAAUCGUACACAGCUCUCACGUUGCAGACAAUCUCCCGGCGGUUUCGCAGCCUCCGGGAUGCAAUCGGCAGCCAAUUAGACGCAAUCAGGAGGAAGCUAGGCGAGCCAAAAGCAGCAUCCCGCUGCAUCCCGCGUCUUCGGUAUGUGGAGCAGCAGCUCAGGCAGCAGCGAGCGCUUCAGCAGCUCGGCGUCAUGCGCCAUGCUUGGAGGCCUCAGAGGGGCCUUCCCGAGAACUCCGUCACAGUUCUCAGGGCUUGGCUCUUCGAGCACUUCCUCCACCCGUAUCCAAAUGAUGCAGAGAAGCUGAUGCUAGCGAAGCAGACAGGGUUGAGUAGAAACCAGGUGGCCAACUGGUUCAUAAACGCCAGAGUGCGGCUAUGGAAGCCGAUGGUGGAGGAAAUGUACAAAGAAGAGUGCGGCGGGUUCGGCGACUCAGACGCAAACUCCAAGUCGUCAAACGACGAACCAAACAGAAUCCACGGCGGUGCCACCCUCGAUCAAAAUCAAUACCAGCGACACGAUCAUCAUCAUCAUCAUCUAGUAGUCGGUGAACACGAUCUCCAAGACACCGCGGUGACCUCAUCGCCAUCAUUAGCCGCCGAUCACCACCACUUCCUCCAUCAUAACUCCAAUUCAAUGAUCAGUUUUCACCAGGAGACGAUGCAGCCACAAUCGCGACCGGAGAUCGACCACGAUCAGGACCAGGGGCUACGACAUUAUGUGGUGGCGGAACAGAGUACUCUGCCUCUCAACCUAAAUGCAGGGGAUGGCAGCUUGAUGUCCGCGGCCGUCCAAUACGGCGGCGUUUCUGAGAUGAACGCCGGACUACUUCCUGCUACAUUAGGAGGAACCCACCACCGCCAUGUAUCUCUGGCGUUGGGAUUGCAGCACAAUGAAACGGACGGCGGCGACGGUGGUGAGAUGGUGGAUUACCAUAAUUGCUUGGAUGGCAAGGCACAUGAGCAGCAUCACAGGUUUGGGAGCACGGUACAUCUGUUGCAUGAUUUUGUAGUGUCUAAGAACCCUUGCUUCUAGGUCAAGGUAACGCAAGUUAUCAGGAGAAUUGAAGGGAGGUUGGUUGAUGGUUUCAUAUUUCUUCGUUUUUUUUGGCUGCAAAGGGAGUUUUCUGUACAUACAUAUAAUGGUGGUGAUAUAAUAUGUUAAUGUCUCUUUCUUUCCCACCACGACUUGUAACAUAUAGGAAUUAGAUUGGCGGAAGAGUAUUGUAAUCGGGUAUAUUUGUAAAGGUAGGAACAGAAGGGGAAAUGUAGAACAGGGGGCUUUGUAUACUUUCUGUUGUUGAAUAAGGAAAGUUUGGUAUACAAAUUGAUGACGAUUUCAAGGUAUUUUUUUGACGCAUUGAGGUCAUCGCACUAGUAGAAGUCCAAGGUUCAAAAAGGCGCUAGGCGUAAGGCGGGCGUCGAGUCUUUGUCUUGCGCCUAGCUCGCCUAGGCAUAGACUAAACGUGCCUAGGCGUUGGAAGAAAAAUAGUUAUUCGCA